UCGUUCCAUUCUCUCGUUUCGAAUCGCUGUAUCAUUUGCCGUUGCCGAGUUGCCGGUGGAUCCCUAAACCCUAGCUCCGAUGCCGAUCUCGCUCAAUGCUCGGGCUUAAUUGGGGCAGAGGUUCUCGUGUUUGCUGUCCGAGAUGGUGGCGCUCCGCCGGCCAUGGCGUAAGGUCGUCAUCUACGCCUUCCUUGUCGUCUCGUUCAUCGCCCCGCUUGUCCUCUUCUUCAGCGUCCCCGCCGCCGAUAACUCCCCCUUCCAUGAAAAGAAGAACUUUCUCAAUAUCAGCUCUGGUAUCCUGAAUAGUUUCUCCCCCGGGCGUACUUCUAAUGCUAUGCAACUCAAUUCGAUGGAGCAGGAAGUUAGUGAGGACCCGCAGCUGAAAGGAGUUAUCUAUAAAGAUGAUAAUUUGAAGAAUGUUCAGAUUAAAUACAAUCAAAAUGUUACAAUUUCUGGAGCAACCAACGACUCCAGCUCAAGGCUUAGUGGGAAUGGAGACAAUCAACCUUAUCACGUACCAAAUUCUGCUGGUGGAGAGGUCAUUUUACAUGGAAUACUUGAUAAGAAGCAGGAAUCUUCUGACAAAAAAACUGGUGUUUUGACCAUUCGAAAGUCCCCCUCUAGACCAUCAACUGCCAAAAUAUGGGAAAUGGAGGACCAGUUAGUAAUGGCAAAGGCUUACGUGCACUUUUCUUCUUCAAAUACUAACUUUCACUUGUUACGAGAGUUAAAGCUUAGGAUUAAAGAGAUAGAUAGGGUUCUUAGCCGUUCCAACAAAGAUGCAGAUUUAUUUACAAGUGACUUGCAGAAAAUGAAAAACAUGGAAGCAACUUUGUCAAAAGCCAGAAAAUCUCAUCCGGAGUGCUCCGCAAUGGCAUCAAAAUUACGUGCCCAAUUAUUCAAUGCUGAAGAACAACUCAGGGCUCAACAGAACCAAGCUUCAUAUCUUGUUCGUCUUACUGGCAGGACCUUCCCAAGGGGUUUUCACUGCCUAUCUAUGCGUCUCACUACUGAAUAUUUCGCAUUGCACCCCGAUUUGCGAAAAUUGCCCAACAGUCAUAAUUUUGAUAAUCCAGAUCUUUAUCAUUAUGCUAUUUUCUCUGAUAAUGUGCUGGCAUGUUUGGUGGUUGUGAAGUCAACAGUAAAUUCAUCACUGGAGCCUGAGAAAAUUGUCUUUCAUGUGGUAACUGAUUCCUUCAAUUUUCCAGCAAUGCUAAUGUGGUUUUUGUUGAAUCCACCUGGAAAGGCAACUAUUCAGAUACAGAGUUUGGAUGAUUUUGUAUUCUUACCUACUGGCUUUAAUUCAAUGUUCAGGCAGUCAGCUAAAGCUGAUCCAAGAUAUGCUUCUCCACUCAAUCACCUUCGAUUUUACUUACCAGAGGUCUUCCCCUCCCUUAAUAAGAUUUUGCUUUUGGACCACGAUACAGUGGUGCAGAAAGAUUUACGAGAACUGUGGAAUUUAGAUAUGAAAGGUAAUGUAAAUGGAGCAGUGGAAAUGUGCAAGGACAAUGUAACAUCACAGAAAUUGGAAAUGCUUGUGAAUGUUGCAAAUCCAGCAUUCGCUAAUAGUUUUGAUGGCAAGGCAUGUUUAUGGGCAUUUGGCAUGAAUAUAUUUGACCUGCAGGAGUGGAGAACACGAGGUCUGGCUGCAACUUAUCAUAAAUGGAAUGAAAUUGGGAGUAAGCAUCUGUGGAAUGCAGGAAGUCUUCCACUGGGUCAGUUGCUUUUCUACAACCACACUAUGACCUUGGACAGACGGUGGCAUGUUUUUGGGCUCGGUUCUGAUUUGAGAGUUGGAGUGACAGAGAUUGAGAAGGCAGCAGUGAUCCAUUACGACGGAAACAUGAAACCAUGGUUAGAUACUGCCAUUACAAAAUAUAGAGGUUACUGGACCAGAUUCCUUGACUAUAGCAAUCCUUACUUCCGACAAUGCAACAUCCAUGGAUAAUUAACUGCAGGCUAGCACUCUUCUCUUUGUCUAAUGGUCCGUAUUCUUUGGUUCUUGACGAUAUCGUAGACCUGUUUUUUUUUUCCAACUAUUUUCCCCCCUAACCAUUGAUGUAAAUCCAACAUUUUUUUCUAGUUUCUAACACAGCCAUUGACUUGGCAACAGCUACUUUUUGUUGCUGAAUAAUAUGAAAUAUACAGUUUUUUCCCCCAAUGGAUAUGAGCCGGAAAAUUAUGUUAUUUUACCAAAUACUGGUGUUAAUAAUCUAUGCUGAGCCUGCUAAUUGUAGUUUACUGCUGAUCUGUAGUACUGGAAUCUCUAGGUAUCAGUAUCAUCUGAAAUUCACUACUUAU
This is a messenger RNA of Zingiber officinale, 2301 nucleotides long. Its product is annotated as probable galacturonosyltransferase 6. Gene Ontology annotation, molecular function: polygalacturonate 4-alpha-galacturonosyltransferase activity. The record is from RefSeq and is a predicted model, not a curated record. The transcript is spliced from 9 exons. The coding region runs from base 143 to 1948 and encodes 601 amino acids. Lineage: Eukaryota; Viridiplantae; Streptophyta; Magnoliopsida; Zingiberales; Zingiberaceae.